AUGGGUUGUGAGGUUUCCAAGUUUUGUUGCGGUUCAGAACCUUCGGGAUCCAAUCAUGGAGUCACUUCCUCAGGUGUUGAUGAUAGGAUAGGCGAAGGGAAUGAUCUGCCUCAGUUCCGUGAAUUCUCUAUAGAGACGCUAAGGAAAGCUACAUCAGGUUUUGCUACAGAGAAUAUAGUAUCAGAGCAUGGAGAGAAAGCUCCUAAUGUUGUCUACAAAGGGAAAUUGGAUAAUCAGAGACGUAUUGCUGUUAAAAGGUUUAACAGGAAAGCUUGGCCUGAUUCUCGUCAGUUCCUGGAGGAAGCUAAAGCUGUUGGUCAGUUAAGGAACUAUAGGAUGGCAAACCUGCUUGGAUGUUGUUAUGAAGGUGAAGAGAGACUUCUUGUUGCUGAGUUUAUGCCUAAUGAAACUUUGGCUAAGCAUCUUUUCCACUGGGAGUCACAGCCGAUGAAGUGGGCAAUGAGACUAAGAGUAGCUUUGCAUAUUGCUCAAGCUUUGGAGUACUGUACUGCCAAAGGGCGUGCGCUUUACCAUGACUUGAAUGCUUACAGAGUUCUCUUUGAUGAUGACUCGAAUCCAAGGCUUUCUUGCUUUGGUCUGAUGAAAAACAGUAGAGAUGGAAAGAGUUAUAGUACCAACCUUGCUUUCACUCCUCCUGAGUAUCUCAGAACAGGUCGCGUGACACCAGAAAGUGUGAUGUACAGUUAUGGCACUCUGUUGCUUGACCUUCUUAGUGGAAAACACAUUCCUCCUAGCCAUGCGCUGGACCUCAUAAGGGACAGGAACAUUCAAAUGUUGAUGGAUUCAUGCUUAGAGGGUCAGUUCUCAAGCAGUGACGGGACUGAACUCAUACGGUUAGCGUCUAGAUGCUUGCAGGAUGAGCCUCGUGAACGUCCUAACCCUAAAUCUCUAGUCACUGCAAUGAUCCCACUUCAAAAGGAUCUUGAGACUCCUUCACAUCAACUGAUGGGAAUACCAAGCAGUGCCUCAACAACUCCUCUUUCACCACUUGGAGAAGCAUGCCUAAGAACUGAUCUAACUGCUAUACAUGAGAUUCUUGAGAAACUUGGAUAUAAAGAUGAUGAAGGGGCAGCCACAGAGCUUUCAUUCCAGAUGUGGACCAACCAGAUGCAGGACUCGCUCAACUUCAAGAAAAAGGGUGAUGCUGCUUUCAGGCACAAAGACUUUGCAAAUGCUGCUGAAUGUUAUUCUCAGUUUAUAGAGGGUGGGACAAUGGUUUCACCAACUGUGUAUGCAAGGAGAAGUCUGUGUUACCUAAUGAAUGAUAUGCCACAAGAGGCACUGAAUGAUGCAAUGCAAGCCCAAGUGAUAUCUCCUGCUUGGCACAUCGCAUCUUAUCUUCAAGCUGUAGCUCUCUCGGCUCUAGGACAAGAGAACGAAGCUCACGCUGCUCUCAAGGACGGAUCAAUGCUGGAGAGCAAAAGAAACGCCCUAUGAUGAUGAUGAUGGAAACAAAAAUACAAGAGGAAAAUUGUUUCCGUCUUCUUACAAUAACCAAAACACAGCAUAGGCUUUGCAGAAUAAGAUCAAUACCCACCGUCCAUCAUCCUCAUAAGUAGAUAAGCUACUAAACAGUUAUCAUCAUCAUCAUCUUCAUCACCAUCGGGAUUUGCUCUAGUUGUUCCCUUUACCUUGUUCAUUAUUUCUCUCCAAGUACUUGAAGCAUUCAUUUGGUCUCGUUUUUGUUUUCAACUGAAAUGACAUUUCGCUGUUAUACAUAAGAAAAAAUUGCAUAUGUGUUGAAUCAUUUGAUGGAAAUUUGAUUAUAUAUUGGGAAUGGUGUGAUUGUGGAUUUUCUUUGAUGGGUUCCAAUGUUUUGUAAUCAAUGUUUUGUAAUAAUAUGUAAAGAGAGCACUUUGUAUAUUGA
Messenger RNA from Brassica oleracea var. oleracea, 1888 nucleotides. Its product is annotated as probable serine/threonine-protein kinase At5g41260. Gene Ontology annotation, biological process: protein phosphorylation; brassinosteroid mediated signaling pathway. The record is from RefSeq and is a predicted model, not a curated record. The transcript is spliced from 10 exons. The coding region runs from base 1 to 1458 and encodes 485 amino acids. Gene Ontology annotation, molecular function: protein kinase activity; protein binding; ATP binding. NCBI's taxonomy places the organism in Eukaryota, Viridiplantae, Streptophyta, Magnoliopsida, Brassicales, Brassicaceae.